Molecule: messenger RNA, 504 nt
Organism: Microthlaspi erraticum
Lineage: Eukaryota; Viridiplantae; Streptophyta; Magnoliopsida; Brassicales; Brassicaceae
Source: the annotation of a GenBank genome assembly
AUGAAUUUCUUGGAGCGCUUUAACUGUCAAGUCAUGGGGAACAAACUUUGGUUGGCGAGACAAAGAAAGAUAAGAAUCAAUGGCUUCAUUAUUGAUGCUUCGCAGAUGACGUUAGCAAACUGGAUUUUUCAGCAUUAUCCAGAAACUGCAACGAAUGUUAAACUGCAAAACCAUGAGCUUAGGACAACAUACAUGCACCUUCUCUUCGGCAUCAUCGAGACGCUUUAUCACACGCCGCUGCGUACUCUCUCCGAGGAUGAGUUGAGCAAAGCUACUAAGGAUGUGGCUGAUCUGACACAAGCCGGUUUUAAGCUGGAGUGGUUGGAGUCAAAGCUUGCCAAGAUUUCCUUGGAGAAGAAGACUUCUGAAGACCGGGUUGUGGAACUCAAGGAAGAGGUCAAGAAGCUUGUGCAGACCGUGUCUGAUCUCAAUCGUGAGAGGAAAAAGGAAAAGGCCAAGCUGAAGAAGAAACCAUGCUGGAUUGAAAUUAAGCUAAAAGAUUAG